GUGCCUCAUAUGCGCGUGCCAUACGAGCCCAAACACAUUUAAAUAGUCGUGUAGUGUCGUUGUGUAUUGUUAUGCAUAUUUAAGUGGAUUAACAUUUCCAAUUCGAGGUGAGUGAAUUUGUGUCAGUGUUUGCUCUACUUUCUUUUUCUUCAGUGAACGUAAACAGUUCAACUUCACCGGAAACACUCUCUCUUGAAUUUCAGAGUAAAACAAACUUCAAGCUACCCACGCUGUCUGGCGUUUUAUUUUGAAAAAUUCUAAAAGGUUACGGGGCGUCCCAACUCUUGUUUCGUGCUCCGACGUGAUACUACUGCAACUAGUGUAGUUGCACGCAUUUCGCUGCGUCGUAUUUACCCCACACUUUGUAAUUUUCAGUGGCUUCGAGGCUUCUGGCUGUAUUCGUACAACAACGGGUCUUUUUCGGAGUCGCUACGCGUGACAUGUUGGACGCGUGUACGGCUUUGUAGGAGUCUUUUACAGAGUGGUGUCGUUAGGCCUGUUCGGGUUAUUUCCAUCACUGCCAUUGGCUAACAAGUCCCAAAACAGACAUGUCAUUAGAGGACUACGAAAGGCAUUUCGACUCGCUGAAUUCAGAUUUGGGUGGCGGGUCUGUGGUCAGUGAACGGUCGGCGUCGAGCAAUUUUAACGGCGAGGAGGAGAAGUUGCAUUACAUUCCUAUCCGGAUCCUCGGUAGAGGGGCGUUUGGUGAAGCGACUCUGUACAGGCGGAUAGAGGACAACUCUCUUGUGGUAUGGAAGGAAGUGGACCUGAACUCGCUCUCAGAAAAGGAGCGCCGCGAUGUCAUGAAUGAAAUCAGCAUCCUCUCCAUCCUGGAGCACAACAACAUCAUAGCCUACUUUAACCACUUCAUGGAUAAAAACUCCCUGCUUAUUGAGUUGGAGUAUUGCAAUGGAGGGAAUCUGUAUGAUAAAAUCAUCCAACAGAAGGGGAAACUUUUCAAUGAAACGGUGGUUAUAUGGUACCUGUACCAAAUUGCCUCAGCGGUGGCCCACAUUCACAAGGCUGGGAUAUUACACAGAGAUAUUAAAACUCUGAAUAUUUUCCUGACAAAGACCGACCUCAUUAAGCUGGGUGACUAUGGCCUCGCGAAGAAGCUAGACUCAGAGUUUUCAAUGGCAGAGACGUGUGUUGGAACGCCAUAUUACAUGUCACCAGAAUUGUGUCAGGGAUCAAAGUACAACUUCAAAUCUGACAUCUGGGCCAUGGGUUGUGUACUAUACGAAGUCUUAACCCUCACAAGAACAUUUGAUGCAACGAACCCUUUGAACCUCUGUGUGAAAAUAGUCCAGGGCAACUGGACAAUGGACGUGAACUCAGAGGUUUUUUCGUCUGCAUUGAUCAAGCUGGUGUAUGAGUGCCUUGAUCAAGAUCCUGUAAAGAGGCCCACAGCGGAGCAAGUUCUGGACCAUCCGUUCAUCUCCUGCUGCCGACAGGAGCUUGAAGAGCGAGUUGCCCUGCUGAAUACUGCAAUGAAGAAACCAAAGCUGAGUACAGUGACCGAAACCCCUGUUGCUGUGGUAACCACACGCUCGAGGGAGGUGUACUUCUGGGGUGGAGGGAAGUUCACCCCCCAGAAACUGGACACUUUUAAGGGAGGCACUAGUGCCCAACAAGUGUGUGCAGGAGAGAGUCACUUUGCAGUGGUGACUGUGGAAAAGGAGCUGUACACUUGGGCUGACAUCCAAGGUGGAGCAAAGAUGGUGGGCCAGCUCGGGCAUGGAGACCAGGCCUCAUACAGGCAGCCAAAGAGGUUGGAUAAGCUUCAGGGGAAGGCAGUUCGACAGGUGGCAUGUGGGGCUGACUUCACUGCCUGCAUCACUGAUGAGGACCAGAUGUACAUGUUUGGGUCAGACUAUUAUGGCUGCAUUGGAGUGGAGAGCAUGUUUGGAAGUGAGGUUUUAGAGCCAGUACUUUUGGAGUUCUUUGAAGAGCGACCGGUCCGCCAGGUUUCGUGUGGAGACAACCAUGUGGUGGUGCUGACUCACGGCGGGGAAAUCUACUCGUGGGGCUGUGGAGAGUAUGGGCGUCUUGGCCUGGAAUGUGAGGAUGACUUCUCUUCUCCGAUGCAAGUGGAGGUUCCUAAAGCUGCCACCAUCUCAUCAGUGUCUUGUGGCAGUGAUGGAACCUUCUUUUUGACAGAGAGUGGCAAAGUCCUUGCAUGUGGAAACAAUGAAUACAACAAACUGGGUCUUAACCAGGGAGUCUCUGGUAUCAAAAACCACCCUGGAGAGGGUUACCAGGGGAUCCCAUACAUCACCUCUCUGACCUUGGCAAAGCAACUGUCGCGAUUCACGAUUCAAGUCAUAGCUCCAGGGAAGACCCACACUGCUGCAGUAGAUGGACGUGGUCGUCUCCUCACUUUUGGUUGUAACAAAUACGGGCAGCUGGGUGUGAAGGACUUUAAGAAGCACCCAGGCGUCCAAGUCCUUGUCGGACCCUUUGGAGGAAAGAUGGUAACAAAGGUGUCCUGUGGAGAUGGCUUUACCAUCGUUGCCACUGAGGACAAUCAGAUCUUUGCAUGGGGAAAUGCGGGAAAUGGAAGACUCGGGAUGCCUCCCGAUAAGGGAUUUGGUUCAGAGGUUUGCCCUGCCAUGCCAAGGCCCAUAUUUGGUUCCCUCCAUCAUGUACCAGACCUGUCUUGCUGCGCCUGGCACACAAUUAUCAUCAUGGAGAAAGUGCUGAACUCCAAGACUAUUCGCUCCAACAGCAGUGGUGUAUCAAUUGGACUGGGUCAGGGGGCAUCCACAUCAACAGUGGAUCUGGACUUGGAGCCUGGUUCAGAGACAGAGUGUCGUGACAGGGGCCUGGGGGGGACAUUGGAGGAUAAUACAGAGGGUUGCCUCAUGGAGACCCCAAUGAUGUCGAUGACAAGUCAGACUGGAGACAGCUCAUGUCCCUUCUGGCUGAGAAAGGAGCUCGAGGACGCAGAGUUCAUCCCGAUCCCGGACGAGUCGGAGCUAUCCACUCCUAACCAGCUCUCCUCCAUCUCAGAGAGCGUCACGUUACCGUAUGAGGAGCUCAAAGAGCUGAAGGCUGCAGCAGCUGCUGUCAGCACCAAGAAAGACCUCCCGACUAAACGAAUGAGCCGUGAUAGCAUCAACGGACUGGAGGGGGCUCAUGUCUGCAAAAAAGGAGAAUCUGGAGGAUGCUGCAGUGCUAGUAGCGAGAUCACACAGCUACGAGAGACAGUUGCCCAUCAGGAGAUGAGGAUCCAGAUGCUGGAGAAGCAGGUCAGUGAUCAGCUGAAGGAGAACGAGAGGCUCUGGGCGGCAAUGAACUGUUCAGUUCUACGGGAAGCAGGACGUGACAACGGAAACCACCACUCUGGUCCUAUGCCUGGGGACGUUGGGGGAAGAGGAGGUGGAUUUUCAAACCACGGGAGCAGAUCUGCAGGCGCCAGUGUGUGAACCUCGCCUGCGCGUUUUCAGGCGGUGGCGAAAAAGUGUCGCAACUCACAGCGCCUACAAGAAUAAAGCAGCUGGUUAGGCGGGGAAGUGGAAGCUUGGUCAGAGGAACAGUGGACACUGCAUCCUCAUGGUUACAUUACUGUACAUGUUUGGCAGAGCACUUCAUGUGCAUACUUACAUUUUAUAUUUAAUACUAUAUAAAGCCUUGCACACACUCUGUACGCGCACUUGUGUUCACCUGGGUGCAGCAAUCUAGCGAGUUUCUCUACAGACUCAAAUGUUGGCUGGAUUCAACAUGAAGCAUUGGACCUUUUUAAGAGACAAUCUGAUCGAGGUGUUACACUGCAAUGUGAAUGCUAAAUCCACAUGUUAGAUAUCAUUGGGUUUUUUUUUUCCGUGAUGUCAGCACCGAGGUUUCAGAGAAUAGUGCCUCACAUGCUGGUGUAUUUAUCACGUAACAGGCAAGACCAAUUCAAAUGCAAACAGGAAACCAUUUGUUAAUGGAUCCAAUGUGUCCGUGCUCUCGCUGGCACAGUCGUGAAAUGUGAAAAACGCAGGUUAAAUAUCACUUAAUUGGUAAGUAUUUAACUUCGUCUGAAAGAACCUAAAACAGCACCAUUCAUCAGACACAUAAGCAAACGCAUAACAAAUAUAAACCUUUUUCAAUUUUGCAUGUUUUUAUUGUCUUAGAGAGAAUUUGUGAAACACAAAAACUACUGAUUUCAUUUUUUUUUUCAAGUUGGUUACCUUUUUUUUUUUUUAAUAUAACCCUUGACUCAUGAAUUCAUGUUGGUGCGACACAUGUAGGUCUGUCUUUGUGUGUGUGUGUGUGUAUGUAUGUAUGAAGACUUGAAGAGUUUUCUUAGAAUGUGGGGAAAACAUGGUCUCUAAAGCCUUCGUUUUUACAGCUGACUUUGCAGCUAACGUUUAUUUUGAAACCAUUGUAUCUGUUGUUGGUAGUUUUGAAACAUUUGUAGAAGCAAAUGUCGUUUGCUUUUGUUUCGGAGAACCCGGCGGUUCUGGUUAUUGUUUGUAUGUUACAACAAAUGUGUGUAAUAAUUACUUUACAAGCUGUUAAUGGCUGAUAUCACACAGUGCAGUUU
Solea solea (common sole) is the source of this 4531-nucleotide messenger RNA. RefSeq names its product serine/threonine-protein kinase Nek9 (gene nek9). The record is from RefSeq and is a predicted model, not a curated record. Gene Ontology annotation, cellular component: centrosome. Gene Ontology annotation, molecular function: protein kinase activity; protein kinase binding; ATP binding. Gene Ontology annotation, biological process: protein phosphorylation. Bases 549 to 3428 code for a protein of 959 amino acids. The transcript has 23 exons. NCBI's taxonomy places the organism in Eukaryota, Metazoa, Chordata, Actinopteri, Pleuronectiformes, Soleidae.